AUGCCUCCUCCCGAAGCCCCUCUGCCUCAGCCGCAGGCACGGCCUCAGCGUUCAAAUUUCAAUGCGCAAAAUACCGUCAGUAGACUACAGAGCUCGACGUCAAACGGAAAUCAGAGUGCCACGACAAAAAAUGCAUCGGUAGGCUCCUCUGGGUCAUCGUCUACGACGAGUGGAUACGGUGGUAGCCGCGCGCCGACUCCGUCCUUGGGCGGAUUUAAUUUUCCACCAGGGGUUAGUCCACGCUCAAAUGGCGCUCCAACUGCGCCCGCACGUCAUUCGGGCCAGGGAAGUGGCAGCGGCAUCGGCCUGAAGCGGAAUGCCGAUGCUAUGCAAGGGCAACCUAAUCCUGCGAGUAGAAGAUCCGUGCAAGGCAUGGGCCUAGCACCUCAUUCCGGAGGUGGAUGGUCUGGACAAGGAGGCCAGGGCGGCCAAAGGCGAGAGCCUCUUGCCGCUCUCGAGCUAGGCGGAGCGCCACCGUGUAUUGUAGCCUUUCGGACAUAUCUCGUUGGCCGAGACCUAGAAGGUAACCGUUUCUACGAGUACCCUAGCGUCUCCGAUGAUCCAAGAAGAACGAAGCGUGUUGUGAAGUACAAACAUGCAGAACAUGUAUGGGACUAUGCGUCCAUGCAAAAACAACUGGCAGGCGUGUCUUCAUUAAACUCUGUUGCACCCCUUGGCCCUGACAUAGCAUGGUCGCUAACUAGUACAAUGGGCUGCUUGGUUGACGCAUACUCGUCCCCAUCCACCUGUGCUGGAGCGCCGUUUCAUAUACAGGAGCUGCAGGCUGACCUGGAGCGGCAACGGCGUGUUCAAAUGAAUGCUGCCUUGAUUGAAGCGCGUGACCGUGAAGAGCGUCUUCAGCAGAUCGCUGCUGCUCAAGACACACCGGUCCAUCAGGUGUCUGCACCAAAUGCUAGCGUUUCUUUGCAGAGGGAUACCACGAUCCAAGAGCCGCCAUUACGCCCUGCAAGAGCCGAGGGUGGCAGCCCUCGAGGUAGACCAGAAACACAUUCACACACAGAAGAUCCAUGGAAGAAAGCAUCGCAUACGUCAGACGAACCGCAGGCAUGGGCUCCCAAGGCACUCUUCACAAUCGGUGUAUCUCAUGAGGGUGAUCCCGCUAUGCCAUCGACACAUCGCCUUCCAUUGGUCUGGCAACUAUUUCGGCUUCUGUUAUCUUCGCCGAGCGGUGCUAUUCGCGCCACACGCGAACGCUUGCUGUGGCUAUGGCUCUUCGUCAAACGCUACAUUCGUCGAUUAGGUUGGGGGAACUAUGGCAAGACCAGACCAGACAAUCGCAAACAGGUCGAUCGAGACACUCGCGUCGACGAAGACGUUCGUUCUGGAGUUGUAGAGGCGGGGAAUGGCUCAGAGAUUGAACGUGCAGUGAUAUAUUGCAGCAAAGAGCCAGUCAAUUCACAUCUUGGUCUUCACAUUGAACACAAUGGCAACUCUCCCCGACUGCUCAGCACAAGGGAUAUUCCAAGCCGGCCAGCAUCCCGACCAGUCUCUGCUGCAUACCCAGAUUCUGUUGGCUUCGAUGGCGAGCCGUACUCAAUCUCUGUGCAGAACGCAUCGCAGUCUUCUAUCGACAUCGGUCUCGCGACGCUGAGUGAUCACGGAAUCCACCAUCGCGAUACUCGCUACGAUCAUCUGGCGCUGUCGUCCAGACCGUCUUCUCGGACCUCUUCGCCGCGUCGGAGAGAUCGAGGGGUGUUGAGAGACGUGUCGGGGCCAACGAGCAGCCGGGCUCUUGCGCGCUCCAAGUCGCGCGCCAGGUCUCGAGCACGCGACUCGCUUGCAGGCUCGCAUCGCGGAUCCCGUUUGUCGAUUGCGUCGUUUCCGCCCGAACAUAAGUCACCCGCGCUCAGCGCACUGAACCAGGCACUUCCGGCAGGGAACAUACCCAUUCAUGUUCCUCUGGAGCCAGCAAGAUCCCAGAAGAUGUAUGCGAUUCUGCAAAUUAAGCGAUAUCUCAAAGGGCAAAAAAUAGACGACUUAGAGUCAAAUUACGUAGUGAAGCCUCUUCAACUGUUAUACCCACACGAUGACGUCCCAGCUGGAUGGACAGCGCUGACACACCCAGAGGGUGCCUGUUAUUUCUAUCAUGAAGAGAAACGCAUCUAUACCGACGCAUACAUUAUGGAGCCGGAAAUCAUGACCGAAAUUGACGACUUUAUAGCUAAUCUGGAAUACAUGGCACAUGGUCUUGGGUUCCAGAUGGGCCCCAACAUGGAGCUCGUGUUGGAACUGGAAGAUAAUGACAGGCCACAUAUACCGACUAAAUAUCACUGGUGUUACUACUUCGUGGACAAUGAUACCCGCACAUUGUUCUGGUUGCAAGAGUUUGAGAUAUACGACGAGACCCCUUGGGACGAACUGCAGGGCCUGAAUACUGCAUCACACAUCAGUGCGCUCCACUGGGACAUGUUCCCGUAUAAACACGAUCCCUCGAAAGCACUCGUCAACGAGUUACUAAGCAUUAUAGUACAUUCCACUGCGGACCAGCUGACGUCCACGACUUCCACGAUCCCUUACCACGCUGAUGAACUUCACAAGAUGAUGACCAUAGUCAAGAACGCCAAGGCCAUGUCACUUCCUAAAAACCGCAUAUCCACGCUACCUUUAGCGCACCAGCGAUUCCUGCACUACCAUGGACAGAAGGCCGCUCGCCUAUCCCGUGAUCAGAGUGUUUUUGACAAAGGGGAUGAGCACCGGACACUAUUGAUUACCGUCUUAGCCCCGCUACUUUUCAAUGCGCCGGAUGUGCACCUAAAGGCGCUGGAGAAAAUUUGGAUCGAUAAUAUUAUCACGAUCAUACCCUGGAGCCACUUCAUGUCCAAGCUGCAAACUGACUGGCAGGAAUAUGUUCUCUUCGCCACGGUUUUGCUCAAUGCAAACAUUUCUUUCAUGACGAUUAACGAUGUGGAUCCCGGUAGCGGACCACGGACAGCCGCGCAGAUUGCGAGUUUCGUGUCCACCAUUGCUAGUAUCGGAAGCACAGUCAUUGGGCUGUUGCUGAUUCGGCAAUACCGCCUCAAGCCGAAGGACACGGCGCAGGAUGCGCUCAAUUACCUAGCUAGCCGGCGGCAUCCCACACUCGGUCUGGAGACAUUAGCGAUUAUGUACAGCUUGCCAUAUGCUCUCCUCAUGUGGGGGAUGGUGACGUUCCUCAUCGCAUUCGCUUUCGAGUGUUUCGAGACAGCCGACAAGCCGUCCAUCAUUGUCAGCGGCGUUAGCUGGGGCUUGGUCGGUAUCCUGAUUGCUUGGUGCAUCUACACGUCAUGGGAGGGUGGCGAGACGUCUAUUCGAGAAUGGAUCCUCUCUCAUUGGGAUACAUUCUAUGCCACGAUGUCGGAAAAGGGACUCUGGCCAAAAGCUUGGCUUUUCCGUCGACAACACGUCGCAACACCGCAGGUUGAGGAAAUGGGGUUUAGCCUGCCGUAG
This is a messenger RNA of Postia placenta MAD-698-R-SB12, 3447 nucleotides long. RefSeq lists its product as hypothetical. The coding region runs from base 1 to 3447 and encodes 1148 amino acids. The transcript is spliced from 20 exons. Lineage: Eukaryota; Fungi; Basidiomycota; Agaricomycetes; Polyporales; Adustoporiaceae. The record is from RefSeq and is a predicted model, not a curated record.